Messenger RNA from Heterobilharzia americana, 2264 nucleotides. The record is from the annotation of a GenBank genome assembly. NCBI's taxonomy places the organism in Eukaryota, Metazoa, Platyhelminthes, Trematoda, Strigeidida, Schistosomatidae.
AUGCUAACUCAAGUCUGUCGAUCACGUUCAUUUUAUAAGGUCAUCCAGUCAAAUUUCCCUUCAUAUUCACGAUCAACACUUACUUUAAACAAACAACUACCGUUUGAAGAGUUCAAUCAGCUAUUGUUGGAUAUUGAACACGAAAAAGAUGAGGAUGAUAAUUCAGAUAACAGUGAAAAUGAAGGGGAUACUAACCACAAUACAAACAGUCAUAUACCAUUCGAAAACAGUACCAACAAUACACAACUGACUCAGCAUUCAACACCAAUGACUUCAACAGUGACAACUACUGUUACCGAGAAUCUUAAUCCAUCUGUUCAUGAUCAUAACAAUCUGACAAUAAUAAAAAAUAAAACAAAUAUUCCAGCUAAGAGUUCAUCUUUCAAUAAUCAAGUGAAAACUAGUCGUCCAAGUAAUGAUUUUGAAAAAAAUAAUCUUCAAGGUCGUCUUUCAAUACAAAAUGCUAAUAACAAUACCCAAACUCAAAGCAGUAAAUUAUUCAGUUCAAAAUCAAUAAAAGGAAAGCUUGAAAUCAAAUUUCUUUUGGAUCAAGAUGAUAUUAUACAGGAUAUUUCGAAGUAUGGAAAAGUUGCUAAAACAAUUAUAACGAAAGGUGGUAUACCGAAAUUAUUUGUAAUUCGUGGAAGAGUGAUUGAUACACGAAUACAGUUUUGUCAGUAUUUUAAAUCUGAAAAUGUGACGACAACUUCAACAACAAUCAAUGAUUUGAAUUUAUUAAAGAAUAAAAAGUUCAGAUUACGAUUUAAACCAUUUACAUCUUUCGGUGGUAUCUGUACACCUGCCAUUGGAUACAAUGAUCCCAUGCAGAUACCAAAUAUACUAUUAAGACAAGAACAACUUUGUUUUAUACAAGCAGUUCAACAGGAGAACAAUGUGACCUACAAGAAAUUAGAUGAUGGCUAUCUUGUUAUGGAGAUUGAUCUGCAUAGCUUUUGUAAUAUCUUCCACUUAGUCUUUCCAUUUCUGAAUUCUAAAUGUCCUAGCACUUGGAAAAAAGAUGUUCAUAUCACAGUCACAUUGAUUGAUGAGAAUGAUACGGAGUUCGCUAGUGCUGAAUUUGAAGUUGUCAGUUGUGCUAGUCCUAUACGUGAUGCACGUCGUUAUCAACAACGUCAGCAUAUAGCUGAACUAGAAUAUGCAGAAAAACGUUUGGAAAGAACUGUUUGUUGUGAUCUACCUUCAGAUUGGGAUCAAAGUGGUCAACAAACUUCAAAGUCUUCAACAAAAAUCAGUAUAUCUGAUAUUAGUCCUAAUUCUUCUGGAUUUGGAAGUCUUUAUUCACCUUUACCACCUUCUAUGACAUCUGAAGAGGAUCGUGUGAAUGAGCUUCAGAUUUAUCUAUCUCGACCUGAUACAUCUACACCAUCACAUAUUUUCCUGAUGUAAAUGCUGAUACUACUAAUAACAAUGAUAAUAGUAGUAGUGGUGGCGAUGGUGGUGAUGCUGAUGAUGAUAAAUGGGCAUUUGUUCUCUCUCCAACAACAUCAAGUGAAGUUAUUGACUCACCUGGUGUAAAUCGAAUGGAAUCACUAAAAGAUAAACAUCAUAUUGGUCAUUUUUUCAAUUCACAUCAUCAAGGAAGUUUGCUGAAACAAACAAAUGAUGGUUUAAAUGGCAAGAUGAAUUUGAAAACAUCAACACUCACACGUUCAGUAAAACGGUCAACAAAAGAAAUCAAUAAUGAAUCACAUGAAGAAGAAGAAUAUGUAAUAAAGGUUUAUGAAGUACACUGAAUGCAUUUUACUUCUCUCCCCCACCUCGAACCCCCAAUAGAAUAUGAACAACUUACACUGGUGUCUGUCUUGUAAGUGAGAACAACUGAAAUAAUAUGAUUUUGCUUACAGUCUUUCUUGUUUAAAAAUGCUUUUAUUUUAUAAUAAUUUCUCAAUUAACCAUGAUUUUCCUGGAUGAAUUGCAAAUGUUAUGCUUUUUUAUUAUUUUGCUCCUAACGGCAGAGAGAGAGAGAGAGAGAGAGAGAUAAAUUUAUGAAGGGGAAAUGUGAUUGAAGAUAGCCAAAGAUAAGAUUUUAGUUAACACUAUAAUAACUAGUAAUUUGCAGAGAAAGUUACCACUGCCUAUUCUUAAAAUUAAAGAACUAUUGUAUAUGCUUUGAAAAGCUGCGUGUUUCCCCUAAAAUUCAGUGUUGGUGUCACAUUACAAAUUCUACCACUACUACUACUGCUACUCACACUACUACUACUACUGACACUACUACUACUGCUACUCACACUACUACUACUACU